This is a messenger RNA of Cuscuta campestris, 1918 nucleotides long. The record is from the annotation of a GenBank genome assembly. Lineage: Eukaryota; Viridiplantae; Streptophyta; Magnoliopsida; Solanales; Convolvulaceae.
ACGGCGUCGUUUUCCCAUUUCCUCUUCCAUUCCACUGCAACCCCUAAAAAAUCCUCCUCGAUCCCCUCUUCUCCAAUUUACAACAAGUCCCCAGCUUCCCAUUCCCUCUUCAAUGGCCUCUGAAGAAAUGGGCCUUUUCUCGGCCCAACGUCUCGACAACGGGCUCAGCCCACACCCCCAGCUGGUGUUCCCGGAGAGCUUCAGCUGCGCCCCGCCGCCGCCGCAGCCUCAUCCUCGCCGCAGUUCCGCCGCUGUUGCCGGCCCUGGUCCUAAAACAACCCGCGAGCUCACCGGCUUUCUCAACAACCACCACUACUUCCGCCCCGUCCCGCAGGCCGCCGCCGAUUUCCGCGGCCCCAUGUUCGCCCACCGAUGGAAUGACCGAGAUUCGAGCACUCCCAGCGGCGACGGAUCGGAUGAAGACGGAGAAGACGACGACGAAGAUGAACACGGAGCCGAAUGCCGUGUAGAUGUUGACAAUCACGACAGUAUUAGUAAAGUUAACAAUAACUGUAGCACUGACGACAGUGGAAAUCAAAAAGCAAAUGAUGUGCCCAAUUUCGGCUCUAAAGAAGGGAAUUUGAGUGGAAGCAGUGUGGACGAAGCCAGAAACGCAUUGGCAAUUGCAGAGACCAAUGGGGCAAUGUAUUACAUGCAGGGAUCAGGGUCGAAUUCGUGCCAAAAGGAUAUUAUGGUGGGUGAUAAAGGGUGUGGGUAUAGUGGGAGAAGAGAGAGUUCAUCAUAUUCAAGUGAUAUAGGGGAGUCCUUGAGAGCUAUCCUUUCUGAUCCCAUAUCAGGUGCACUUAUGGAUGAUGCAGUGAUAUUGCCUUGUGGGCAUUCCUUUGGUUCUGGAGGAGCUCAGCAUGUAGUUAGAAUGAAAGCUUGCUAUAAUUGUGCACAACCAGUCUCUGAAGAAUCAAUAGCCCCAAAUCUAUCUCUCCGGGCUGCUGUCCAGGCAUUCCGUAGAGAAGAAGACUUCCAAGUUAACCGCCAAUCAAGAAGUCGAAAGGAAAAACAUGACCAGGAUAAGGGUACAUCCGGUGACUCAAUGCUCACCGACCAUCCAAGAGGAAGAGGAGUCCACUUUCCAUUUGCGGUGACAGACAGAGUCAUCAUAAAGGGUAACAAACGCACACCUCUGCGUUUUGUUGGACGAGAAGCUGUAGUUACCACUCAAUGCUUGAAUGGAUGGUACGUGGUGAAGACACUGGACAAUGCAGAAAGUGUAAAAUUACAGUAUCGUUCCCUCGCGAAGGCAGCUCCAGACAAUUAUUCAUCACCACAGCCCAUCUCUUGCAGUAAGCCAUCAUCAAGCUGGCUAUAGUGUUCAGUUUGCAAGAUCUCCACUAACUCGGCCGCCUGUAAUUACUUUGAGUGAGAACAUAUAUAUAUGUAUGUAUAUGUAUAUAUAGGGGGCGGUUCAGGUGAGAAUGCACCUUGGUGAAAGAAAUAAGAAUAAAAUCUAGCCUUUGGAUCUGAUGCAUCUUGCGGCUCAGAUUGCAUCCUGCACUCAGAUUUUUAGAUAAUGCAUUUUUAAAGGAUUUUGGUGCAUUUCGACAUUAUGCAUUUUCAAAUCAUUUUGGUGCACCUAAUUUUGAUGCAAUCCUGACCCUUAGAUCUCACAUUCUAAGGCACCAGAUUCAUUCUUAUUUCUUUCAUAAGAUUGCAUUCUCACCUAAACCAAAAUCUGUAUAUAUAUACACACACGUAUAUAUGCUUUCCUCUCUUACUGUAAUCUAUCUUUUGUAAUUUUUUUUGUUUUUGAGAUGACAUAAAGUUAUAGAGGUUUGAGAUGUAUAUAUUAUAUCAGAGUUGAUAUAAUAACAAUGACAUGUACAAAUUGUUUCCACCACCUCCAUUUACAGUGUCCCAAGUAGACAGAGGCAAAGAGCGGUUGGAUUAAAAAUUUGGACAGAGU